AAAUGGCAGAGCGUCACGAUGCCAAGAUUGUCCUCCAUACAGCACGGAACUUGGUCCUGCAACUUCAGACUCUGAUUGAAAACAAGUAGACAGCUUGAUGUGUCUCAUGUGCCAAAUCUUCAUGUGUUUCACUUUCAUAGAUACAUUUAUUGUUUACACAUUAAU
Messenger RNA from Penaeus monodon (black tiger shrimp), 165 nucleotides. RefSeq names its product small G protein signaling modulator 1-like. The record is from RefSeq and is a predicted model, not a curated record. NCBI's taxonomy places the organism in Eukaryota, Metazoa, Arthropoda, Malacostraca, Decapoda, Penaeidae.